Messenger RNA from Saccostrea echinata, 1837 nucleotides. RefSeq names its product actin-related protein 3. Gene Ontology annotation, biological process: Arp2/3 complex-mediated actin nucleation. Lineage: Eukaryota; Metazoa; Mollusca; Bivalvia; Ostreida; Ostreidae. The transcript has 10 exons. Gene Ontology annotation, molecular function: actin filament binding. Gene Ontology annotation, cellular component: actin cortical patch; Arp2/3 protein complex. The record is from RefSeq and is a predicted model, not a curated record. The coding region runs from base 108 to 1379 and encodes 423 amino acids.
UAUGCUCUCAUAUCCGCAUACUUCCUGCUAUAAGUUGUAAAAUAGGGAGGUCUCUGGUGUGUGUGGCAGGAACGAAUUUCAGGGGGAUUUAGACUUUUUCUGUGAUCAUGUCAUUGUCAUCAGGGUUUAAAGGUUCCCCCACGGGGACACCUGCAGUGAUCAUUGAUGGUGGUACAGGGUACACUAAAAUGGGAUAUGCCGGUAACACUGAGCCACAGUUCAUCAUUCCGUCAGCCAUUGCUGUAAAAGAAACUGCUUCAGUGGGAAGUCGACAAGUCAAGGGUGUGGAAGAUCUAGAUUUUUAUAUUGGGGAUGAAGCUGUUAAUGCAACUGGUUAUGCUGUUAAGUGGCCUAUAAGACAUGGUAUAGUAGAAGACUGGGAUUUAAUGGAAAGGUUCUUAGAGCAGGCAAUUUUCAAAUAUCUAAGAUCUGAGCCUGAAGAUCAUUACUUUUUGUUGACUGAACCACCACUGAACACGCCAGAGAACCGCGAGUACACAGCAGAAAUCAUGUUUGAAUCCUUUAACGUUCCUGGUUUGUACAUCGCCGUGCAGGCCGUAUUGGCGCUGGCUGCAUCGUGGACGUCACGUCAAGUGGGAGAGAGGACCCUCACGGGAACUGUGAUAGACUCUGGUGAUGGUGUCACUCACGUCAUUCCUGUUGCUGAAGGGUAUGUGAUAGGAAGCUGUAUAAAGCACAUCCCUAUUGCUGGGAGAGACAUCACCUAUUUCAUUCAACAACUGCUGAGAGAAAGGGAAGUGGGAAUUCCCCCCGAACAGUCCUUAGAAACUGCCAAAGCUAUCAAGGAAAAAUAUUCAUAUGUGUGUCCUGAUAUUGCUAAAGAAUUUGCCAAAUAUGACCAAGAUCCGGGCAAAUGGAUGAAGAAAUACGAGAGUCUCAACUAUAUCUCUAAGCAGCCAUUUUCUGUUGAUGUUGGAUACGAACGCUUUUUGGGUCCAGAAAUCUUCUUUCAUCCUGAGUUUUGCAAUCCCGACUUUAUCACACCUAUAUCAGAAGUGGUGGAUACUGUUAUACAGCAUUGUCCCAUAGACACUCGUAGAGGAUUGUAUAAGAACAUAGUGUUGUCAGGAGGUUCAACCAUGUUUAAAGACUUUGGAAGGAAAAUUCAGCGUGAUGUAAAGAAAGUUGUGGAUGCUCGAUUGAGAAUCAGUGAAGAACUAAGUCAAGGGAGAAUCAAGCCUAAGCCAAUUGAUGUGCAGGUGAUAACCCAUCAUAUGCAGAGAUACGCCGUGUGGUUUGGUGGAAGUAUGCUGGCAUCAACACCUGAAUUUUAUCAAGUUUGUCAUACGAAGGCUGAUUAUGAUGAACAUGGACCUAGCAUUUGUCGUCACAAUCCUGUGUUUGGUACAAUGUCCUAGUGGUGGAGGGGUAACCACCUAUUGUAUGUUCAGAGAAAAUGAUGGAAAGAAGAAAAUCAGUGGCUUCCAAACAAAACUGAACACACUAACUUGAUUUGGUCAAAAAACUUGUAGAUUAAUUAUGUCUCAAUUUAAACGGUAAACAGCAUAUAAUUUAAUAUGCUGCAAAGAUACAUUUCUUCAUAUGGGUUUAAAACGGUCAGUCAGAAUUAAAGAAACUUUGUGAUAUUAAGAAUAAGUUGUUCACUGAUAUUAGUAUAGAAAUGAACAAAAUCAUGUACAGUGUCACAAUGAAAUUGUUAAGUACAGAGUAUUAUGUAUGUAUAUGCUUAUAGGAGCCAAGUAAAAGUUUUUAUAUCAUUUAUUUUCAAAUUCAUAAAAGUAUUUAUCAUUCAAUGAAAUGUUUAUAUGACAUGACAUGUAUAUGAAACAAUAAAUAUUACAGAAAAACACUGUAA